AGCCAAUGCCAUUCAAUUAACGUUAAGCUUGCAGAGAAGAAGACGGUAGGGUGUGUUUGACCCGGCAAGUUGCACUUUCUCCUUCAUUUCAGAGAAAUAUCGGUUAAGAAAUCAGAAUGUCAGAUCUCAAAGACGGCAGUGGAGACAGUUGCACCAAGAGGAGGAUUGCUGCCACUCUGUUGAUGCGCGGCUCCUCAGAACACCAGCCCAGGCAACUGAUUGGCCGUGGGGCCCUGUCAGUGGUCCACACCUCUGCCACCUCCGCCAGGCAACCUGCCAGCGAGAGCAGGGAGGAGUACAACGCAUUCAGUGGAGCAGACUGCCCAGGACCCAUGUCCAGGACACCAACCCUGGACCUCCUGGAGCCAGAAGUACCACUGGUCAUGGAGGAGGAGUCAGACUCCACAGGGCAGUGUUCGGACACGGCUAGUGUCAAGAGCCCAGAGCUGCCCGGCCUCCCAGAGCUGCCGGGCCUGGUCUCUUUGGAGGGGAGCCCCAAAGCCCCUCAUUGCCCGGUCUGGCUGGAGGAGGGUGAGGACUCAGACGAAGACUCCGGGGACAAUUACUCUCUCCCAUCCCCCUCAUCUCCUGUGAGAGUGUAUGAGCGGGAUGAUUGCUCUGAGCAGGUUCCGAAGAGGGACCAGAUAAGUGAAGUGAAUGUGGCUGACUGGCACAAGAGCCGCAUGGCAGCGGUGAGCAGCGUGUGCUUUGACCAGCUUCUGAAGAACUACCCGGAGUACAAGAGCGCAAAGAGUUGCGUGGCCGCCUUCGUACUAGAGAAACUGGUGACUGACGCAGCAGGUCACCACAGUGAGUUGUAUGAGGUGGUGGCCUUGGGUACUGGGCAGAGCUGCUGCUCUGGCUGGCUGUCCUUCACUGGCGCCGUGGUGCACGACUGCCACGCCACCAUCAUCGCACGCCGAGCUCUCAAAAGAUAUAUAUAUAAACAGCUUCUGCUGUUCCACAGUUCCGAUCCACAUGUGAGUCGGCAUUCCAUAUUCGAGAGGUCAACCAAUGGAAAACCUCUUCAGCUGAAGCCAAAGAUCUACCUGCACCUCUACACCAACCAGACCCCUAAAGGAGCCGCCCAGUGCCCUUUAAUAAAACUGAAGAGUGGCAACUACGAGUCCCUCAAGCUGAACUGCUUUGCCAAAGGCUCCCUGGUGCCGGCGUCGCUGGUGCCCAUCAGCGUGUGGGCGGCCCGCAUCUGCUGCAUGGCCGACAGCGACAAGCUGACCCGCUGGACCGUCACGGGAGUGCAGGGGGCGCUCUUGAGCCACUUCAUCCAGCCACUCUACAUUACCAGUGUGACCCUUGCGGGGGCAUCCAGCAGCUACUAUGAGCAUGUGUCGGACACCAUCAACAAGCGUCUGGGCGACAACUGGCAGGACACACUGCAGCACCCCUACAAGGCCAGCAGCAUCUUCUUCCUGCCUGGAGACAACAUUGGGCCUCUGCUGCCCUCGGACAGAUGCAAGGACCUCAGCAUCAACUGGAGCCGUGGCGACAGCAGCAUCGAGAUUGUGGACGGCACCAUCGGGCACAUCAUUGACUGCUCUCCGUAUGUGAGCGGCGCCGGCCUCACAAGCCGACUGUGCAAGAGAGCCUUGUACUACAGCUUCCGCAAAGUGGCCUCCCAGGCAGGCCAGCAGGACCUGCUAGCAUUCGCCUCCUACAGCAAUGCCAAGAUGGCUGCUCAGUUAUACCAGGAGGCCAAAGCUGUGGUCAGCCAGCAGUUCCGUACAAAUGACGCCGGACCAUGGAACUCCAAACAGCUGGUGGAUGGCUUCAAACGCUGACCUGUUUUCCAUCUUUCGUAUGUAGGAGGAGGAUGUCGCUUUCUAUAACUUGCUUUUCACAAUGUGUAAGAGGACCAUGUUAAUGUUUUGCAUUUAUGAUUAUGUUACAUGUUCAGAUCCAGCUUUUUCUAAGUUCUUAACUAGCUCAACAAUGCUACAUUUUUAGUAAGGUCAGUUGUUUUAUAGUAUUGUUUUAUUUUAUUGUAUUGUUUUAAACCUCAAGGAAGGAAAACAAACAAAACAAACCAACAAAACAUUCAGAACUGUUUUUUUUUAUUUGAGAGAUUUGAGUAAAAGUGGCAUUUUUGUACCAUAACCGCUAGAUCAUGCCAGGGGACAGCGGUAAUUAGGCAGCUAUUGUUAUUUUGACUCCCACAUGCUCAGAUCCCAUCCUGGAAAUGAUCCUCUGAUAUGUACCAGUACAGUACUUCCCUUGGCCUUGACCUGCCCCUGUACAACGAGGCCUUUGGAGAACCCAAAUGCUGACUCGAGGUUCUUCC
Alosa alosa (allis shad) is the source of this 2299-nucleotide messenger RNA. RefSeq names its product adenosine deaminase domain containing 2 (gene adad2). Gene Ontology annotation, cellular component: nucleolus; cytoplasm. Gene Ontology annotation, molecular function: tRNA-specific adenosine deaminase activity; double-stranded RNA adenosine deaminase activity; double-stranded RNA binding. Gene Ontology annotation, biological process: adenosine to inosine editing; RNA processing. The coding region runs from base 117 to 1799 and encodes 560 amino acids. The record is from RefSeq and is a predicted model, not a curated record. The transcript has 9 exons. Lineage: Eukaryota; Metazoa; Chordata; Actinopteri; Clupeiformes; Clupeidae.